This is a messenger RNA of Nanorana parkeri, 2102 nucleotides long. It is a transcript of the gene BNIP2, whose product is annotated as BCL2 interacting protein 2. Gene Ontology annotation, cellular component: cytoplasm. NCBI's taxonomy places the organism in Eukaryota, Metazoa, Chordata, Amphibia, Anura, Dicroglossidae. The transcript has 11 exons. Bases 179 to 1291 code for a protein of 370 amino acids. The record is from RefSeq and is a predicted model, not a curated record. Gene Ontology annotation, biological process: apoptotic process.
CGGGGCACAACAAGAGGCAGGACCACACUUCCCACAAUGCAGCGCGCCGCCCACUUUCACUGAAGCCUGAAAAGCUGCGGGAGGCCGAGCACACCGAGGGAUCCCUGCGGGACCCGUGAGGGCCACUCCUUGUUGUGCUGCGUGUGUGGCUGCCUCCCGGGGUCCGCUACCUGAUGUCAUGAAUCAUGGGGAUGGGCCCGCAGACAUGAGCAGCGAGGAGCCGGAGCUGCACGAUGCCGACCAAGACAAGUCUGGAUCCUUUGAGAGAGCGGAGUCUGUGGCUACAACAGAAGCACGGCUGAGGAUGGAAGGAGUAGAAUUUAAGGAAGAAUGGCAGGAUGAAGACUUUCCCAGACCACUUCCAGAAGAUGACCAUAUAGAAGGGGAUUACUUAUCUGGAACAGACAGAGAGGGCAGACCAGUUCCUAGUCCACUUGAAAUCAAUGGCAGUAAAAAAAAGAAAAAACUCCUAGCACCCAAUCUAAGUCUAACACUGGAUCGCAGUGAUGGCUCCAUCUUAUCUGAGGACUUAGAUGAAAGUGGAGACUUGGAUUUAGAUGAUCUAGAUACUCCAUCGGACAACAGCAAUGAAUUUGAAUGGGAAGAUGACCUCCCAAAACCAAAAACUACUGAAGUACUUCCAAAAGGAUCGAUUCCGGAGUACACUGCUGCAGAGGAGAAGGAAGAGAGCAGACGCUGGCGUAUGUUCAGGAUUGGAGAACAGGAUCACAGGGUGGACAUGUCUGCUAUAGAACCUUACAAAAAAGUUAUCAGCCAUGGAGGUUAUUAUGGAGAUGGCCUUAAUGCCAUUAUUGUGUUUGCUGUGUGUUUUAUGCCUGACAGCAGUCAACCUGACUAUCGAUACCUGAUGGACAAUCUUUUUAAGUAUGUUAUUGGCACUUUGGAAAUGCUAGUUGCAGAGAACUACAUGAUAGUUUAUUUAAAUGGAGCCACAACACGGAGGAAGAUGCCAAGUCUGGGUUGGCUUAGGAAAUGUUAUCACCAAAUUGAUAGAAGGUUAAGGAAAAAUCUGAAGUCUCUCAUUAUAGUUCAUCCUUCCUGGUUCAUCAGAACUCUCUUAGCUAUUACCAGACCUUUCAUUAGCUCAAAAUUCAGCCAGAAAAUUAAGUAUGUCUUUAGCCUGGCAGAGUUGGCAGAACUUAUUCCUAUGGAGUAUGUCGGCAUACCAGAAUGCAUAAAAGAGUAUGACGAAGGAAAGUGUAGAAAGAAAAACAAAAGGGUUGACAAGGAUCUUAACAAGAAGAGUGAAGACCAAGUCACUGAGCAAUAAUACUGUAGAUGUGUGACUAAAGGCCGUCCAUCACGGAGGGGGAAGAUUGUCUGUUUCUUAUUUUUGCAGUAUCUAGUUGUAUAGUUUUUGUGCUCCAAAAGGUGCCUUUUCAGCAGUGACUGUGGGAUCUAUCGUCCAGACAUGACACCCCCAUGGAAGCAGACUGUUACAAGAUAACACAGGCAUCCGACAUGUUGCAAUAUACUUACAGCACAUUUGUUGGUGCCCUACAUAUUAAACAUUUGUGUAGCUCAUUUUGGAGUACCAAUUUAUGAGAAGAUAGUGUCAGAAGUACCCACCUUGCUUGCUAAUAAUAUGGAGUCAGGACACCAUCUGAUGGAAAGGUUGCACAGUACUGGUUUGAAAUCAUUGCAUAUGUGGCAAGGCAGGGGUAUUGUGGAUUGAAUUGCUUGAACUCUUGUAUGCACUUUUUGACAUUAUAGUUUUAUUUGCUUAGUGUCUGUAGCACCUAGCAGCAGUAAGGUGAUUUUAUCAGUAUGUCUAUUGGAUUAGAGAAGGUGAUAAAUACUUAGAGUAACGUCCAUAGUAGAAAAUACUAAAAUCUGUCAGGGGUAGUAUUUGCAAUGUGGAUCACAUAGUGUGUAGGGAUUUUAGAGUAGUCAGAAUGUGACGGUGUCAGUUUCGGAAAGAUGUACAAUAUAUUAGUUACAGCAGUAUUGGGCCAGUUAUUGACUUGUUCUUUGGUGCGCUUUUUGCACUUUAGUAAACCUAGCCUACAUCUUUUCUCAUUUAACACCCAUCACAAAUCUGUUGUAAAGAAGACCUGGAAGCUCUCUAAUGACAUAUUGUU